UAACUCCCAGUGGGAAUUCCCAGGAAUUUAUUUUUUAUGACCUAUUUUAGUUAACUGAAGAUAGCUGAUCUUUUGAGAGAUAUUGCAAACUGACUUAGAAAUAGUAGUAGAAAAGUUUGUAGUAAUAACGAUUCCUGCUGAUUGACUUUGUUGCUUAAUUUUUCAUUACUCUGCAAACUUGGCUGAGUUUGAUGAAGGUGGCUUCUGCUUAUGACCUAAUGCAGAUCUUUAGGAUAAAAGGCCAAGUCAAGUUGAUGUAGUAUUCAGCUGUUUGCUAAAUACAGUGUUUCUAUGUAGCUGGGAGUCUAUGCUUAUAGAAAAAUGUAGCAUUGUUAAGCAAGAAGAAUAUUGCUUUGUAGAAAUUUUGAAAGACACUUUUGCAGAUUAACAUACCAAAGGCUAAAAAGGGAUAUAGAAGUCAGAUCAUCGAUUUUAAACACUUUAAGUAAAAAUUAGCAGUUCAUUCUGUUGCUUUUGAAUUUGGGAAUUCCUUGUUAUAACUGCUGCUGGAAGAUACUUUGUGAAACGAGAGACAAAAGAAGAGGAAGAAAAACCCUGGCAGUUUUAAGAGACGUCAAGCUGGUCUUGGAAAAUAUCUUGGGACUAUUUUAAGCAGUGUGGUAGGCAGGGUGGAAUAAUCAAUGAUGGUUCAGAAUUGAUUGGUCCUGUUGAAGCUUAUUCGGAUUCCCUCAUUGAUAGCUUUCCUGAGUGUAGUACAGAAGGCUUCUCCAGUGACAGUGAUCUGAUCUCUCUUACUGUCGAUGUGGAUUCUCUUGCUGAGGUGGAUGAUGGAAUGGCUUCCAAUCAAAAUUCUCCCAUUAGAACUUUUGGUCUCAGUCUUUCUUCGGAUUCUUCAGCUCUAGGAGCUGUUGCUUCUGAGAGCGAGCCGACCAAAACAGAAGAAGAACGAGAAAGUCGAAGCCUCUUUCCUGGCAGUUUAAAAUCCAGGCUUGGCAAGAGAGAUUAUUUGGAGAAAGCAGGAGAGUUAAUAAAGCUGGCCUUAAAAAAGGAAGAAGAAGAUGACUAUGAAGCUGCUUCUGAUUUUUAUAGGAAGGGAGUUGAUUUACUCCUUGAAGGUGUCCAAGGAGAAUCAAGCCCUACCCGCCGAGAAGCUGUGAAGAGAAGAACUGCAGAGUAUCUCAUGCGAGCAGAGCGUCUCUCUAGCCUUUAUGUAAAACCUCAACUUGAUGAUAUAUCUCAGCCUCCAGGAUCACUAAGUUCAAGGCCCCCUUGGAACCUAAGGAGCCCUGCCGAGGAGCUGAAGGCCUUCAGAGUCCUUGGGGUGAUUGACAAGGUUUUACUUGUAAUGGACACAAGGACAGAGCAGACAUUCAUUUUGAAAGGUCUAAGGAAAAGCAGUGAAUACAGCGGGAACAGAAAGACCAUCAUCCCCCGCUGUGUGCCCAACAUGGUGUGUCUGCACAAGUACAUCAUUUCUGAGGAGUCGGUGUUUCUAGUGCUGCAGCACGCAGAAGGUGGCAAACUCUGGUCAUAUAUCAGUAAAUUUCUAAACAGAAGUCCUGAAGAAAGCUUUGACAUCGAAGACGUGAAAAAAUCUUCACUCGCCGAAGUUCAGCUGCAACAGCCAACUUCCAGUCCUCAGGACAGCAGCAGCUUUGAAUCCAGAGGAAGUGAUGGUGGAGCCAUGCUUAAAGUCCUGCCUUUGAAGACUAGUCUUACUCCAAGCUCUCAAGAAGAUAGCAACCAAGAUGAGGAUGGGCAAGAUAGCUCUCCAAAAUGGCCAGAUUCUGGCUCAAGUUCAGAAGAAGAAUGCACUACUAGUUAUUUAACAUUAUGCAAUGAGUAUGGGCAAGAAAAGAUUGAACCGGGGUCUUUGAAUGAGGAGCUUUUCCUGAAGACCGAGGGGAAUGAUGUCCAUACCACAGCUGCUGGAAACUUUCCCGCACACUUUGCCUCUGACAGUGGCAGCCCCAGCACUCAGCACAUAGCUCACGAGCUGAAGUUCUUUCCAGGGGAUGAUGGCCUGGAAGCAGUUAGUUCUCCAAGAACAUCAGAUUCCCUCAGUAGAUCUAAAAACAGCCCCAUGGAAUUCUUUAGGAUAGACAGUAAGGAUAGUACUAGUGAGCUCCUAGGACUUGAUUUUGGAGAAAAAUUGUAUAGUCUAAAGUCAGAACCUUUGAAACCGUUCUUCACGCUUUCAGAUGGAGACAGCGCUUCCAGGAGUUUUAGUUCUAGUGAAAGCAAAGUGGAGUUUAUAGCUCAGGACACCAUUAGCAGGGGCUCAGAUGACUCGGUCCCUGUCAUUUCUUUUAAAGAUGCUGCUUUUGAUGAUGUCACUGGUCCUGAUGAAGGCAGGCCUGAUCUCCUUGUAAAUUUACCUGGUGAAUUGGAGCCUAUGAAAGAUGGUGCAGCAGUGGGACCCACUAAGUUCACACAGACUAAUGUAGGCAAAGUAGAAAGUAAACUAUUGGAAACCCCUGAUGUUUUAUGCCUCAGGCUUAGUACUGAACAGUACCAAGCACAUGAAGAAAAAGGCACAGAGGAAUUGCAUGACCCUUGCAGGCCUAAAUCCCACAGCAUAGCAGAGAAACACUAUGCACAGGGGGAUCUUGGGAUGUUAUUUGUUGAUCAUAGUAAUACAGGAGACGUGCCUUUGUUACACAGUUCAGAUCCUAAGUUUCAAGGACUUGGCCUGGUUGAGUCGGCAGUAACGGCAGACAACAUAGAAGGAAGCUUAUCCCAUAUUUCUAACUCACUCUCAGGUGCUAAUGAAUAUAAUAUAAACAAAGACACUUUAAAAGCUGAAGAAGUAUUGCUGUUUACAGAUCAAGCUGAUGAUUUGGCUAAAGAAGAACCAGAUAUAUUUCAGAGAGACUCUGAGACGAAGGGAGCAAGUGGCUUAGCCUUAGAAGGAGACAAGGAAAUCCAUCAGAUUUUUGAGGACCUUGAUAACAGAUUAGCUCUGAACUCCAGGUUUUAUAUCCCCGAGGGCUGCAUUCAAAGAUGGGCGGCUGAAAUGGUGGUAGCCCUUGAUGCUUUACAUAGAGAGGGAAUUGUGUGCCGCGAUUUGAACCCAAACAACAUCUUAUUGAAUGAUAGAGGACACAUUCAGCUAACGUAUUUUAGCAGGUGGAGUGAGGUUGAAGAUUCCUGUGACAGCGAUGCCAUAGAGAGAAUGUACUGUGCCCCAGAGGUUGGAGCGAUCACAGAAGAAACCGAAGCCUGUGAUUGGUGGAGUUUGGGUGCUGUCCUCUUUGAACUUCUCACUGGCAAGACUCUGGUUGAGUGCCAUCCAGCAGGAAUAAAUACCCACACUACUUUGAACAUGCCAGAAUGUGUCUCUGAAGAGGCUCGCUCACUCAUUCAACAGCUCUUACAGUUCAACCCUGUGGAGCGUCUUGGUGCUGGAGUUGCUGGUGUUGAAGAUAUCAAAUCUCAUCCAUUUUUUACCCCUGUGGAUUGGGCAGAACUGAUGAGAUGAACAUCAUGCAGGGUUCUUGCACACAUUCUGAUCUUCUCUGUGACAGGCAUCUCCAGCACAGAGGCAGCUCUGCCUCAUGGUCCCUUAUGGAGCCCCAGAACGUUGGGAUGAAGAUCUUUAGAGGAAAUGGGGGAAGAAAAAGCUGAAAGAGAACAAUUCCUUUACAGUUACUGAAUGGACAAGAUAUUGGCCACAUUUGCAAGGGGCUGUUCUGUACAAACAUUUAACCAAGGUGUGAUCUUUAUUUUACCUGCCUUUAGUGUUGCAGAGGAGUUGUAAACCCAACUGAAAGAGGAAAGCCUUUCAAGAACUUCCUCUGAUAUGAAGCUCCAAGUGUAGAAUGAAGUGUUAACUUGAAAGGAGGACCUUUACAUGGCAGCUGACAGUACUAUCUGCUAAGCAAGAUUGGUUUAAUAUGAUCAAAUUAAUAUUUGCUGGGUAAUAUACUAAAAGUGCUUCAUGAAUAAUGUCAUCUGUAGAGCUUAAAAAGCGUGGAAAAAAAUAUGCACAUCAUGUCUGAUAGGAAAGCUGAACCACAAUGCUAUAUAAUUAAUAUAUAUGUAUGUCAGAUGUGGCGCCAUAUUCAUUCUUGCAGAAGUCCACGUGAAAAGAAGACACUUCGUGUUGUCAGCUUGUACUUUGCUGGUUGGUACUGCCAGCAGGAGGGUUCAUAUAAACCCUAAGUCCCUUUCCUCCACCUCUUUUUCCACUUUCUCCACCCGUUGCCCAUUCUUUCAUAUUCUGUUCUUCCUACCCCUGCGAAUACAUAUGCAACAGAAAAGGGAAGGGAGUAUUUAUUUCCCCCAAUUGUAUCAACUUAAUAAGAACUACAGAAUCAUGAUGUAAAAUAAACAUGGUAAAAAUUUAAA
Molecule: messenger RNA, 4311 nt
Organism: Phacochoerus africanus (Common warthog)
Lineage: Eukaryota; Metazoa; Chordata; Mammalia; Artiodactyla; Suidae
Gene: RPS6KC1
Product: ribosomal protein S6 kinase C1
Exons: 12
Coding region: 794-3442 (882 amino acids)
Biological process (GO): protein phosphorylation
Cellular component (GO): early endosome
Molecular function (GO): ATP binding; phosphatidylinositol binding; protein kinase activity
Source: RefSeq, a predicted model, not a curated record